This is a messenger RNA of Cavia porcellus (domestic guinea pig), 5828 nucleotides long. RefSeq lists its product as uncharacterized. The transcript has 2 exons. NCBI's taxonomy places the organism in Eukaryota, Metazoa, Chordata, Mammalia, Rodentia, Caviidae. The record is from RefSeq and is a predicted model, not a curated record. The coding region runs from base 857 to 1765 and encodes 302 amino acids.
ACAGCCACGCGGUCUGGCAGGGAGACUGCAGGAUGAAUGAUGUGUUCUCUAGUUGCGCAGUUUUCAGCUUGCACAACUGUCCACGGUGCUCCGCUCCGUAGGAAAGAACCAGACAGUUUUGGCCCCCUUGGGGAGCUGAGUGGGUAAGGGUACAGCGAGUGCCGGGGGUUUAUAGGUGCUGGUGUCAAGAGGAACAGGCUGUACCCUCCAGGAGGACGCCACAUGGUCGCGGUUAGCAGUUUGCCAUCCGGUGUUGUCUCGAGACGGUUGUCCGACUGCAGAGAGCAGCUGCCGAGCUGUUAGCUGUCCGUCUACCUGGGACGGGGUGGGGAAAACCACCGGCACACCCCACAGACACAUCAAACUCUGUGGAUACAGAUAAUGGCAAAGGCGGAGCGGGAGGGCCAUUUCCGGAGCUGGCUGGCAGCGCGCUCCGGAGGUAGAGGACACAGUGUUCUAGGUCUCAGUGAGGACUUGUCCCAUUGCGGAGCCUGGUCCCACCGGCCGGGCACAACAACAAUCGCCUGGUGGUUGCGGCUGUCUGGAUGAGUCACCUUGCCCACAGUGAGCCGUGCUCGAUGUUAUCAGCAGCCCCACUUGCUUAAUUCCUGGGUGACAUCACCCGCCUCCGUCCCCUCCUUCUCGGCAGUGAAGCCUGCAGCCUGGCACAUCCUGGAAGGGACGCCUUGCACAGCCCUUGCCAGGAGCCACCGAGCCAGGUAAACAAGCAUUCAGCCAUUCUCAACGAUGGCCUACUUUCUGCCUAGGUCCUCAGUUUACCUCCGAGAGGUGCUGUCUGGCAUGACGUUGCCCCCACUCUCUUGGGCAGGGCAGCUAACUGCCCCCACAGUCACCCAUGGGCCCAGAGUCCUGCUCCCGAGUGCCGCCCAGGGCAGGCCUGGUUGCCCCAGAGCCUCUGGCAUGGCCUACAGUGUCCCUGGGCCUCCCAGGUCCACACAGGGCCCCUGAUCCCCCCCACACACCAUUUCCCCCCUUCUGCCCAGGUCUUAGCACCUUGCUGGGAGCCAAGAAGCCCUGUCCUCUCACUCCUGAGUGCUGGCCCUUGCUCAGUGCACAUGAAGCUGCCCUGGUGACACAGGUGCCCCGAGGCUGGCUCUGGCUAGAAGGAAAGGUUGUCAGCAACUCCUUCCCAUCAGCAACGAGCCAGAGCCAGAGGGUGAGGCCGGUGUGGAGAGCAGGCGGUGAGAAGCCGACUGGGGCGGGGCCUCGUUGGCCCCAGGGCACGGCUCUUCAGUGUCAGCACUGGACAGGGGAGGGAGAGGUUUCAAGUGACAGCAGUCGCUUGCAUUCUAGGUAUUCGAUCAGAAGGAAUUCUUCCCCAGAAGGAAAAAACCACAGGAGCCAAAGAACCCACCGAGGAGUCACACUCAGGCCCUGUCCGAUGAGGAGAGCAGGUGGCCGAGCUCCUGGAGGGCCAGGCUGCAAAGCCACUGCCUUGCCGCUCAGCAGAGUCAGCCUGGAGUCACGCUGGUCUCCGGGCAGCCAAGCCUCACUGCACUCUGGGCUCUCCUCCAUCAGCUUUACUUACAGAGCGGAGUUCACAGCAGCACCCCCGCAAGAUGCACGUCUGGAGGACUUCCUCUUGAGACCCAGCACCAUCUACUCCAGUGUCAGGACCACAGCAGUGACGUGCUCAGGACCACAGGGAGUGAGAUGCCGACCUGAUGUGCUGGUGAACCUGAGUCUGGGCUCCAGAACCAAGAUUCCAUCCACCCUGCCCUGCUGCUGCCCAGCACAUGUAUAACCUCAGUCUUCUUCUCCACAAAAUGGGCACACUAAUUGUUUCUUCCUUCUCCUCACCAGAGGAGUGGAAAAAGUACAGGGUGAGACUGGAAAGUUGUGGGGAGCUGGAGACUGUUGGAUACAUGCCAGGAUGGCAGACAAAACCUAAGGCACAGGGAGGCCUUACCACGUGGCGGGCCACCUCCCUCCUAGUCCCCAGUGCCUGAGUCCACAGCGCCCCCUGCUGGCGAGCUAUACAGAAGCUCCCUGUGGGCGCACCCGCAGCACACUGCUUUACCCCGCUGUCGCUGAGAAGGAGUCCAUGUUCUCAGGCUGAGCAGGCAGAGGGUGAACGGUGCCCAGGCAUCAGGAAACCUAGACCUGGGAGGGGGAGCAGGGCUUCACCUCAGAAGGGCAUUCCCUAGACUAAGAGUGCACCGUGCUUCUGGGCCCCCUGAAAUCUUGGCGGAGGCUAGCGAUCUCCAAACCCAGAAGCCACCCUGUGUCUUUGGAGGCUGCAUGGUCAAUGAGAAGCAGGGCAAACCUUGGGACACCAGGCUGGCCCCUUUGCCCCUCGUGUUCCCUUUACCCACCCAUGGGCAGUGGCUUUGUUACUGCCUCGGUCUCCUUGGCCUGAAUCUGUGUUGAGUGCUACAGAUUCAGGGGGACCAAGUCCUUCCUGUGCCAACCCCCCGAGGCCUCAGACAUGCCACUGUCUUCCCCAUCGGCUCCCACCCCCCUUCUAUCUGGAGUCUGCUAAGGAGGCAGCCACGGUGAACAUGUGCAGCACAGGAGAACAUUCAGCCCGAUCCCUGGGAACCCCCCAUGAACCUCAGUCUGUGCCUAUGUAGGGCUGGGGCUCCAGGACGCCUCCUCCAGGAAGCCUUCCUUGAGGUACUCUGCCUCUGCUCUUUCCUGACUCCAGGCUUUUGCAGGAUCUGCCGGCAGGCGCUGCUUUGUGCCGCACAUAUUUAUCUUAUCUAUCCCCAUAGAAGCUCCAGGCCUCCCGAGGGAAGGUUUAUGUCACUUGCUCACCAGGAGGCAGAUGUCUGUGCUUCUUUACAUCUUCAUAAAUCUGCCCUUGGGAGCCACUGACAAUGUCUGAAAGUAAUUUUGAUGGGAUGGGGAAGUGGGUAACACUAGGAUCUAGUGGGUGGAUGUUAGGGAUCUGUAAUAGCCCUAACACAGCCCAGAACAGCCUCCUGCCCCCAGCCCAAGAUUAUCCAGUCUUAAAUGUCGAUGUGCCCAGGGUGAGAAACCCUGAUUUAAAUGAAUGCGUGGAUUAGGUAUUAAUAUUGUGAUGAGCAGCAAUGGCUGCUAUAGGAGAGUUGCUCGUUCUAUUGAGGGGGAGGCCAAGUACCAGCAGGUGGACACUGGUUUCUCUUUCCUGCCUCCUAUGCAGUCCCAGGAGCCUUGCACACCUUUUCUGGGCUGGAGGAGGGGCCAGGGCCUGUGUGGAGUCCAGGGUGAAGGGGGCCUCUGUGCGGACCCUUUGGGAGCAGCGGGUGCCUUGGCUGGUGUGUGUGAUGAGGCUGGAGAAGCUUCUUUCAGUCCCGAUGGUCGCAGAGUUCUCUGACAUGCAUGGGCAUUUCUCCUCUGCUGAUGGCAGGACCCUUGGCAGGGCUGAGGGUGGAGCCCUGACUUCCACCCGCUUUGCCAGAUAUGGGGGGGGGGUCACUGUGGCCGUAACUGCCCUCCCUGGGAAAGGCUGGAAGAACAAGAAGGCUUUGACAGGCUCCAUCAAAGCUCCUGCAUCCCCUGGGGACUGACUGGGUGGGUGGGGGUACAAAGAGCUUCCAGCUGGGGAUAGCUGCUGGCCAGGCCCCAGUGCAGAGGUGGAGGCUGCAAAGGGUGUCCCCUUUUGGCUGGGGUUAAGAAUGUCCCAGAGGCUGGUCACCCCAAGAGAGCCCUCUGGAGGCUUUUCAGGGCCUUUCCUGCCCCCUUCCUGGGUGGGCUCAAGUGGCCAAGGGCUCCGGGCAGCUGAGUGAAAAACCCUUUCAUUGUGAGGGGCUUGAUGUCCACCCCCAGGGACACAGGUCUGAAAGGGCAGGACAGGCAGAUCCUUCUAAUCCAGAGGAGUCUGCUCUCCAGUCAGCCAGAGACUCCCAGCAUGCUUCACUCAGCACAGAGCUGCCCUCUCAGAGGCGAUCCGUGCCCAGAGUCUGAGGUUGGCCCGGGGAAGGAUGGAGCUCAGGGGACCCUUGAGCUGGCUGGAAAGCCAUGAGAUCUGCAUCGUGUGUGGUUUCCACAAUGGGAAGGAGCUCUGUGCACCCUUGGCCCAUGACCUCGGGCUGCUUAGCACAUAUUUUGGAGUUAGGCAGCCCCAGACCAGAUGCUUCAAUAGGUUCCUAGGAUUCCUUUAUAUCCUUUGAGCAUCAGUUUGCUCAUCCAUAAAUGGGUAUAUUGCUUUUAGUCUGACAUGAAAACAAAGAUCUAUUGGACGUUGGUUUUUAAUUCAUUUGUAGCUUGCAGAAAGCACAGUUGGGAGAAACUUGGGGUUCCCCUGGAAAUCACAGGUGUGCGAUGGCUGCGGGUGCAGCUGAAACUGGCUGUGACCCUGUUACCUUCAGGGAGCGUGAGUACACGUAAGUGCAUGUGGCAGUGUGAGCGUACAGGGGUAUGAUUUGGUUCUGUCUGGCUGCGUGCUUGUCUGGCUUGUCUGAGGGACCCAGGCGGGGCAGGAGGGUCCUCAAUAUGGGCAGUGUGUGCCUUGUGGGCAUGGCUCUGGUCCAGCAUCUGAGGUCCUGGGUCUGCAUUCUGGGCUUCCCCGCCUCACUCUUCCUCGUGCUGAGUGUGCCUGUGCUGUCUGGUGUGUGUGGUGUGCCUGGCCUUUGGGUCCUUUCCAUCAGUGUCUCUACAGGUUGAUAUGUGGGAGCUGAGGUUAAGCCAUGGACCCUAGCGGGGUGGCUUUGAAGACUGCCCAGGCUUCCUGCCCAGGCAGGCUGGGGUGGGAGGCCAUACUUGGAAAUAACCAGAGACCAGAGGUGAACGAAGCUGCCUGAAGUUAUAGUCCUAAUUUAAAUCAGAGCUAGAGGGGUCUUACCGUUCCCCGUUAAUUUUCUCACUGUACACUUGGGGUCUGAGACUGGCACUGUGGGCUGCCAGGGGUCAGGGCUGCUGUUGGGGGACAGGCAGGAGCUGUAGAAGAACCCCAUCUAUGGUCAGCUGCAGCCAGGCCUCUUCAAAACUGACCCUAGAGGUAAGAGCCUGAAAAACAAUGCAACAAUUUUCAGUAUACAUAUGUCACAAAUGUUGCAUGGAACAUUUUGCACUAAAAAGUUACUCAUAAUUUUUCUGGAAUUCAAAUGUAACUAGAUACCCUAUAUUCCUAUUUCUGAGGUCUGCCAACAUCUCCCCAAAUGGACCAAGAGGCUGAGAGAAGUGGGGAGAGUCUGGCUGUGUCCCACCCCAGGCCUGCCAACCCAAGUCAGCCUGUCAGGAAAAAGCCCACUUCCAGAAGCUUCCUCACGCCUCCCUUUCCCUGCAUCUCAUGAAUGUUCCUUGGGGUCCAUCUGAGCUGGGGCCAGGAGACCCAAACUCUACCUGGUAGAUCCACCUCAUCUCACUCAGUAGACUCGAGUGGUGGCCAGGGAAACUCCAUGAGGCCUGGAAGGCAGACUGGCCAGUGACCUCUUUUCUACUCACACACUGGUUGGUUUGCAGAGCCUCUGGUCUCUGCUGGUCAAGAGCCUCUAUUGUGAUGAGUCAAACAUGCCUUUUCCCAAGUCAUACCCGAUGACUAUUGGCUACGCAGCCUGUUUGCCCAUCAAGAGGACACCAGAAGUGUAACGAUAGUGAGGGCGCUCUGGGGGGGGCCUGGCGACCCAUGCUGGAAACUCGAGACCUCCAGGACUCGACCUUCCGUGCACCCUGCCCCUCCAGAGCCUGUGGACUCUUCUCAGACUGAUGCGUUCAAAGAUGUGAGACCAAGUCAGGACUGCGUAAGACACCAGGGACACUAAAACACAGACUCUAAACAUCACGGAACCAAUUCUAUGCUCCUUCCAAAGCUCUUCCAUGGUGCCCAUUUGACAGUGGUCAUGGAUAAUAAAGGGUAUUUUAAAGGAUUUGCGGUAACUCUGAAA